UACUCUAACAAUCCAGAAACCCCUCUGCUUUCCUCGAUUCCACAAGUGCACAUCAGUUAGUGCUGCACAGCUACAGGGAAAGAAGAUCACUGCCAGGGGGUGAGAGGACUGUCACACCUCGCAGGUGAGGACUGCACCCAGCAGCUGCAGCAUUGAUGACGGACCUGGGCUGAUGGGCUGAUGGGCUGAGGGAUCCUGUUUCCCGCUCCUCAUGGUUCUCUUUUGCCACUUUGGAUCUUCCACAUCGAGAUAAAGGAAGGCAGCCCCUUAUCAUGAGAGGAAUGAGGGUAAUAUUCUAUUACUUCCUAGCGGAUCUCUUUACUUUGCUGUGUUGCGCACAAGGGAAAAGUGGAGCUCACUUUGGGAGCACUGAAGUGGUAUCCGACGUCAACCUGUCCAACCAUGGAGAUCUGGAGUCUUCAGAGCCUCCUCAGACUGCUGAAGGCUGCAGGGGGUAUUUUGAUGUCAUGGGGCAAUGGGACCCUCCGUUUAACUGCAGUUCGGGGGAUUUUCUGUACUGUUGUGGUACUUGUGGCUUUAGGUACUGCUGUAAGUUCAAGCAGGCAAAGCUGGAUCAGAGUGUCUGCACAAACUAUGACAGACCCAUCUGGCUGCUACCUGGAAAGACUCCCCCAAAGAUUGAUGACCCAAUGCACGACCCCACCAGGGACAAAACGAAUUUGAUUGUCUACAUCAUAUGUGGAGUAGUAGCUGUAAUGGUCCUUGUUGGGAUAUUCACCAAACUUGGGCUGGAAAAGGCGCAAAGACCUCAGAGGGAAAACAUGUCAAGGGCUCUUGCUGAUGUGAUGCGACAACAGGGCCAUUGCUCGGCAGACCACAUGGAGAGAGAUGCAAACCUCGUGGUUCAUAUGCAGCACUAUGACACCAUGCAGUCUCGACCAUCUGCAAAUAACUUACCAGGUUGGCCUUUGGAUCAUACCAAUCCCCUUUACUUCAGCGACAUCGGAGCACAACUUCAUCAUCCCUAUGCUAAUCUGUCCUUGUAUGUUGAUACUUCAAAGAUGAAUAAUAUUGUUCCAACAUCCCCACACCUUCCACAGAUGGCACAUCCACAUUCCUUUCCAACUAUGGGACAGAUUUCAAAUCCAUAUGAGCAACAGCAGCCUCCUGGAAAGGAGCUUAACAAGUAUGCCUCUCUCAAAGCUGUUGCGGAAAAGGGCAAUGAUGACUUCUACUCGAAAAGACGACACCUUGCAGAGCUUUCAGCAAAGGGAAGCCUUCCUUUACACCCUGUCCGAAUGGAGCAGGAAAGAUCAUACAGUCCUGAAGGUGGUAGCAUGAGUGGCACAAUGGGUGGCACAAUGAGUGGCACUUUAGGUGGAACAAUGGGAGGAACUCUUGGUGGUACCAUUGGUGGCAAUCUAGGUGGUGGUACAUUGGGUGGCACAUUGAAAUUAAAUGGACAGAAAUCCAAAGUAAACAAAAUUCAUACUCAUCCACUGGCCUCAUCAUACAACCCUGACUACAAAACUUGGGACCACACCGAGCAUUCCCUGCGGCGGCAGGCCUAUGCAACUAAGAAGCAUUGCCCGGUGGAGUCAGUAAAUGAACAGAUGCCAGCUCAGAAUCAGCACUAUGUUCCUUCACAGCCAUACUUUGUAACAAACAGCAAAACAGAAGUAACUGUCUGAAAAAUACAAGAUCCACCAUACUGGAAUGAAACAGCAUUGAGGGUUCAAAAACAGAAGUUCUUGUAAGCCACAGAAUGAAAAGAGCAGAUUGGGUUUCAAGUGUCCAGCAAUAUAGUACAGGAAGGCAUUAGGGACACCAUUUUUUACUUCACAAUGAAGAUUAUGAGAAAGAAUACUUUUGCUACACUUUUUUAAAGCAAAAAUAAACUAUAAAUUUAAAUUUUAUGAUACGAAGUAGCACAACAGAGCCUUCAUCUCUGCAAAUAUCAACAAUGUGUGUUAUUAUUACCUGGUGAGAAGAACAAUUUAAAAUGGAAGUUAAUAGGCCCAAUAUUUUUGUAAGAAAACAAUAAAAGGGAAAAAAUGUUAUGAGAAUGGUUGUUUUCAUAAUCAUUACUUUGCACAUCUGUGAAAAUCCAUCAGUUCCAAGGCCUUUCCAUUUGUAAGAAACAAAAAAAAUGGUCAAGAAUUUUAAUAAGACUGUUAAGAUUAAAAAGGGAAUGGAGCCUUUCUUAUCGGUGGAAAGUUCAGAGUUGUUUAAUGAAACAAAAUAUUUUUUUUUAAAUAAAAAUAAAAACGAGAAACUUCAGCAAAAAAUGAAAAAACAUGGAUUUCUCAUUUGAGAAAAGAUUUUGGAAGAUAAAAAAAAAUCCACAUGUUCUUCCUUAUGGCGUUCCACAUACAGUAUAAACAGUUGGGAAAAUUGUUCUGCACUGUCUGUUAUAACUUCUUAAUCAGUCAAUGUUUUGCCUAUUUUCACUUGCUAAUGACUGGAAAACUACAAAGUGGGCGGUGCCUUUUAUGUAUUUCUAUUGUUUAAUGAUAAGUCUUGUUUGAUGCUUUUUUAUGUUUUUGCUUAGUUCCUUACAUUUUGCAUAGUACUAGUCUUUUCUUUGUAAUAUUGUUUAAAAUUUGUUUAAGAGAAAAAAAACUAAUUCAAUUGUUUUACAUAUCUGCUAAAUAUAUUUGCAGUGUGUUAGGGUCAUGUUUUAUUUUACUGAGAGGUAAAAAGUAUGUUUGCCUAAAUGCCUUUCUAUUUUUUAUUUUGAUCAGCAAAAAAAAAAAAAAAAAAAAAAAGAACUACAACAAUUUUUUUUUUUAUAAUCUCUCUUAGUCAUUUUGUGAAUGUUUUGCUUCAAAUUGCAUGGGGACUGACACAACUGACAUAUUCAAAUGUACAGUUAUCCCUUAGAUAUUCAGCCGUAUGCUAAAAUAAAACUAUAAACCAAAAACAAAAAAUCAUAUUUACUAUAUUUGCCAAUGUAAUUAAAGGGGAAAUAUAUCUUACAGUACGUCAAGUAUUUCUAAUUUUGUUGCCCUUGUUACUAUCACAAAACGGUUUUCUCAUUAGUAAGAGUUGUAGCAUUCUCAAGUUAAUGAAGAAACACUAACUUGCUUGCUUAAUAUUGUUGUGCAAAUUCCGUAAAUGUACCUUACGUUAUAUGAAAACAUUAUGGGGUGCCGAUAAACCCUGCAAUUACAACACAGAUUCAGGCCAUGCAUGUCCUUAUUGAGUGCAAUUUUACAUUAUGAAAAUCCUAGAUAUAAAGAAUGCUGAAAAAUGUGAUUGAUCAAUAAGAUCUGUCCAUGUUUGCAUUCCUCAUCCAACCACACUGACUUUACAAAUCUAUACAGGUGUUUAGGAUGGACCUGUUUGUGUGUAUGUACAAAAUUAGUCAUGUGCUUUCAUAAGUCUACAGUAUCUUGCACUUAUAGCAUCCAUAACUAGAUGACUAGAGUUGUGUAGACCUAAUCAUGGAGUGGUUGGCAUAGAACAGUGGUUCCCUAACUCAGUCCUAAAGGAACACUUACAGUUCAUAUUUUCCAGGUCACCUGUGGAUUUUUAAAAUGUGACAGCUGGUGACCUGGAAAACGCAAACUUGAGGACUUAGUUUGGGAACUACUGGCAUAGAUGAUUUUACUGUAAGGCACAUACUGCAUUCUGCAAUACCAAUCUAAAUUAAUAUUUUGGUUAGAAAGGAUGCCUUUUGCAAUUCACACCCCAUUUUAGGGUAAAGUUAGUUUAAUCAGGAAUGACCAAACUAGCUAAUUGGGUCUCUUUGAGUGGGUUCAGCUUUAGACCCUGCACAACUACUGUAGUUUAGCUCUGAUUCCUAUGACUUACUUUGUGUGAGGUCAUUAAACAAAUCUUUGUCUGCAAUUUUACUGAGGUGCAGUUCUUCUAACAAUAUGUACAGUAAAUACUAAGUACUUUGCUGUGAGGAAUUUGACCUCUAUCAAAACCACUCUACAGACAGAAACAGCACCUGUAGACUGUUUCCUAUAUAAAAAAAUAUGAAUAAACAGUAAAUAAAAGCUCUAUGCAUUUUAAAUGUGCAUUCUUUUUAUUAAUAGAAGCUUUAAUGCAAACUAGUUUUCAGCAGUAGUGAAUAAUUAUAAUUACUAAAACAAACUCAACUACAGUACAGUCACCUUUUUGCAAUCCUUCUUUGCUUUUCUGUGUAUUUCAAAUGUAUGACUAGGUCAUAAGUUACACCCCACGUGCUUAGACACCUUAAGUGACAGGUCAAACCCAACAGUCAGUUUUUCCCCAACAUAAAAUUAAUUACAGUGCUUGAAAAUGGAAACACACAAUUUGUAUCUUUUUGUAAAAUUACAAAUGUUUUAUUAAUUUGAAAAAUACUCCAGCGCAGAAUCACCAUGAAAUGCUAGGCGGGUGUGUUUACAUGUUUAUAAGAAAGAAAUAUCACUUAUAGAAAACAAACCUAUUACUCCAUGCUUGUUUCUGUCUUUGUAUGUUAAUUUGAAUAUUAAAUGAAAUCUCUGAAAUGUGCAUCCCUUCAGUUAUAUCUAUAUAUAUUAUAUAUAUGAUGUUGUCAGUGAGUUAGGAGCUAAUAUCCAAUACACUUUAAUAAACCUGUGUGGCAUUGCUGAGGACUUUGCAGCUUUGACAUUAUUAUGUGAGGGUAUGUCAUUCAAUGUCUUAUGUUUUAUUAAUGUCUUUACACAGAUACAGUGCCAGUGUGGUCAUUUUACAACUUUACUACUCAGUUGUCAAGCGCCAUCAUCUUGAACCACGUGACAUGCAGGAGUGGCUUACUUAGCAAAUUAACACAUAGGGGGUAUAUUAUAAGCAGAGUUAAUUUACCACUGCUAAUAGGUGCUAUCCAAUUGGCCAUGAUAAUCAGAAUUUAUGGGGGAUUAUGCUUUGGGUGCCACAGACACGCGAAGCAUAAUCCCGAUAACCAGCCCUCUAGCCGUGGUAACACAUGAGUCCAGAAAUGUAUUCCGGAUCCCAUGUGGUAUCACACAAUAGCGGGUCCUUUUUUCGGCAAACAAAAAUGGCCUAUAAUUGGAAUAGCCUGAUAAUGACCAUCGGUCAUCAGCCUGUUUUUAUUGGACAAAUACAUUUUAAUACCAGCAAUCAGAAUUUUUCCAGCUUCAACUUUGUUUUAGUAAUUUUGCAAACCAUUUGUUCCAAAAAUAUUAAAAGGAUUGUAGAGAGUUGGCAGUACAUAGGAAGAUAUAAUGAGCCAACAGCAUUUUAAUUUUAUAUUUUUACUUUUAUUCCCCUUAUUGAAAAGAAAGAAAUCAUCUUUUUUGGUCACUGUUUGAGUCUCCUUUCCUCUAGCCCUGUAUGAUGCUCAAAUACCAGACCAAUUUUUAUACCAAUCUUUAAAAUAUUAACUAUACAAUAAUAUUAACUAUUUUAAUAAAGGUUUACAGGAUGAAUGAUAAUACAUCAGUAGCAACAGUGGCUAAUUAACAAACUAUACUUCAUUUUUCUACCCUAGUGUGGCUCUAUCUUUGACAUUGAAAUUGACAGUGGAGGCAUGAUUGCAAGUGCUAUCCACUUAAUUUACUAGACCAGUUUAGAAUAUUAUGGGGAACAAUGUGGUCAGCAAGGCAAAAUUAUCUACAAAAUAAUACUUGUUUACUUGUGUAAAAUAAAGUUACUUUCAAUGCCUUGCUUUGCAAUGAAUAAAAACAUGGACCUAAUAAUUAGCAGCGGGUUUCAAUGUCAUCAGUGAACCAAUUUGCCGUACUACUGCUUUGUUUGAACAAUUCAACUUUGUACAUGUAGUUGAUGACAAAGUGUUUUUAAUCCUUAGAUGUUUCUUAAGGGUAUUAUUGAUUAACUAUUAAUCUGGUAAGGCUAUACAAGGAGGUAAGACACUAUUGCAUUCAUGCUUCAAUUUCUCUAGUCAUGCUAUAUUUUCCAUCUAGUUUUUAUCAUUCUUUGACUGGUCAGACUGGCACACAGGGGUACAGGGAUAACCUGCCUGUGGGCCCCACUGCCUGAGGGCCCUCCCCCUCCUCAGGGGAUCAGGUUCUAGACUGUGCAUUCAAAUUAUACUUUAUAUGUACUGUAUGUUAAAUUAUACUGUACAGGACUACAGUGUAUUUUCUACAGUACAUUGCUGUUAUUAAUUUGAUACAUUAUCAUGCAUGCCCAUGCACUCUUAUUGUUAGCCAAACCUCUGUGGUGGCUGGCCACACCCCUAAGCAUGGGCACCUAACAUUGCAUUCCCCCUGGUGGGCCCUUCAUGCCCCGGUCCAACACUGCUGGUCACCAAAUUUCAAUAUUCACUAGAAAAACUUUAUGCAGCAUUACUAUCAUUGCUAUAAUCAUUACUAUACUCAGCAUGUACUUCACUUAAAUACCUUUAUAAUAUUCUCCUAACCCAAGAUCACUUUACAUCUUCAAAGUAUAUAUUUAUGUAAUUGUGAUUGGCAAGGUCUUGACCCUUACAGAGCCUCCCCUCUGGAGUCACUAUACAGCUCUUUUCAUAUUUGAUGCAACCUACUGUAGUUGGAGUAAAGCUAUUUCCGAACUUUGACAAGCUACAGUAGUCACAUUUUUCCUAUGUGAUGUUAUACCAUACUUAUAAAUGCAAAACUCUCAUGUUCAGACAACUAUUAAAAAAGUUACAUUCCUGGAAAGAAUAUGCAUCUAUAAAUAAGUGUGUUUUCAUUUACAUUCUAAUACUUUGUAAUGAACAUAUCAAUUGUAUGAUAUAUCAUAUUAUGGCAGAGCAGAAACACUUCGGCUGAUCUCUAAUGUGCAUUUUAAAUCGUUAAGAGCAUCUACAUUGUGCCUCUUUCUUGUUAUCACACACACUUUUACUUCUAGGUAGAUUAUAUUAUAUUAAAUUAACUUUUUCAUAUAAAACAACAACGAUUGAACAUAGUUGAUAACCUCUAUAGGUUAUUAGCAUUUAUGGGAUAUUUGGAUACUAUUUUGGGGGAAUAAUUUUACUGCUAAAUAAUUUUCAUGCACCUCUUUUUUUAUUUGUCAAGAUCAUGCCACAUUCUAAACAAACACUAAUUCAAUUGAUAAAUCCGUUAUAUAUAUUAAAAAUUCAUACUACUAUACACGGCAGCCUUAAAGAAAUAGAAUGGUAAUUCUCAAAUAAAUGGACUCUUUGGAAUUUUAGUUAAUGGGGAAUUUAUGUUAGAGAAUUUUAAUGCCCAAGUAAUGUUAUAUAUUUUUAUUCUCCUUGGAUACAACUACAGACUUAAGUUUUUGCAUUUGAUAAAAUUGUUUCUUUGUGGCAAAGCAUUUGUCAUAUCGAAGGUCCACAAAAAUAAAAACUGUUUGUCUGAACAAUAUACAAUAGAGAUCCCCUUUAUGCUUUUAUAUUUUUGUAUAACUUCUUAGCAAAAAUUAAUAUACAUCUUUGACUACUAAAAUUAAAAUAAUAGUUUAGAAAUAAAUAAUGAAUUAUUGUAGUAGAUUCCUUACCUCUUCAAACUGCAGGCAGCCAUUUUGUGAGUUACACCAGUAUUGUGCCUGUCAAUUCACUUGGUACAGUAGGUAAUUUAUGCAAUUUGAUAGGCUGCAUUAUGAUAUUAUUUCACUGUACAAAAUGGCUGCCUCCGUUUUGUCUAGGAAAUUUUAAUCACAAAAUACUUUAUAUGGAUUAACCCUUCUUCUGAACAAAAGUGUCUAACUAGCAAUAUUUGUGUGCCUCUUAUUGAUUAUUUUCUCUAACGUCCUAGAGGAUGCUGGGACUCCGUAAGGACCAUGGGGAAUAGAUGGGCUCCG
Molecule: messenger RNA, 7662 nt
Organism: Pseudophryne corroboree (corroboree frog)
Lineage: Eukaryota; Metazoa; Chordata; Amphibia; Anura; Myobatrachidae
Gene: SHISA9
Product: shisa family member 9
Exons: 5
Coding region: 273-1652 (459 amino acids)
Biological process (GO): regulation of AMPA receptor activity; regulation of short-term neuronal synaptic plasticity
Cellular component (GO): dendritic spine membrane; postsynaptic density; postsynaptic membrane
Source: RefSeq, a predicted model, not a curated record